AUGCCACUGGCCAUCAGAGCAAAACUUCGGUGCCACUCUGCACUUCUGGAGGAGAGGUGCUCGCAAGCGGAAACUGGAGUGUCGCAAGUGACUCGGCUGCAGGAGGACAUCGAGCUUCUGCAGAGCGCACUACGUGACAUCGCACAUGCUGUCAUCCAGGACUCUGAGGGUAGAGACCCUGAGCCACAGCCCACUCCUCAUGUGCAUCUCACCCCGUCACAAAGCAGUCCCUCCUAGAGUCCCCAAACUAGGCGGGCGAGGCCCCACUGCGAAACUCCAACGUCCCCAGCAUUUGCAGAGAGCACUAUCUCAGCUGUUCAGGCAGCACUGCACAAGUACCAGCUGCACAUACACGAACUACAGGUGAAGUUACAAGCCAGCAAGGAGCAACUGUCGGUGGCAAAGGAGCAGACUGAGAACUGUGAGGAGACCACUCACUCUCUGGAGUCUAGAGUGGCAGAGUUGACCACUCAGCUGGACACUGCCAGGGCACAGGCCACUCAGCUGGCCACUGAGAGGGAGAUGCUCGUCAAGUCUCUGGACUCUGCUCGUGCGGAGAAGAACGCUUUUUGGGACAAGAACCGACUGGAAAUUAAUACAAUGCUAGAGACUCUGAGUGCUGACUAUGAGAAGGUUCAGAAGGCCAACAGUCGGCUUCAGAAGAUGGUGGACACUCUCGAGGAUGAGAAAGUUUACUUGCAAAACGAGGUCGAUCGACUGAACAAGGACGCAGAGAUGAGGGAGAUGUCUCUGAGGACAGAAGAGGACCGCUGUAGCAGACUCCGGGAGGAGUUGCUCACAGUCAGGGAGGACCUCAACAAGGCGUACCUGGCCAAGGACAUGCUGGAGCAGCAUAAGGCUGAGGCGGAGAUUCUGCUCGCUCAGGUGGAGAAGAGCAGAGGAGAUGUGGAAUUGGAACUGGAAAGAGUGCUGCUGGAAAGGUCUGAUGUCCACGAUUCACUGUCCAAGGCAGAAGGUCUCGCUGCUGCCCUUGAACAUGAUAAGAAACGACUGCUCGAAGACAUCAGACGGCUGGAGCAAGAAAAGGCAGCUCUGCAGAGUCAGGUGGUUGACCAGAACAACGACCUGGGCUCUCUGCGCAAGGAGCUGUUGCAAGCUGAGCAAGUCAGGCUAGACCUCGACUCUGACAAAGUCUCACUCCACGAAAAACUCAAGUUCCUGGAGAUUGAGAAAGAGAAAGUAGAGUUAGAGCUAGCACAAGUAUCCAGAGAAAGGGGAGACCUCAGCAACCAGCUGUCCAUCAUGGCGAGGAAGAAGGAAGCUCUGAACGAGGAACUGAUGAGGAUCCGCCAGAGACUCGAGCAGGCCAAUGAGACCAACUCACGAAUCAACAGAAACCUCGAGGACCUCGUGAAGGACUGUGAGGAAAAACAGGUGAUGCUGGAGGGCAACGACAAGGAGCUGCAGCGUCUCCAGGAGCAGUUGGCUUCACUGAGGAGUGAGAAGGAGGCGCUGGAGGGGGUUCUGUUCGACACCCAGACAAACCUUGAAGCCACAGAUAACAAACGGGCGUAUCUGGAGAAAGAACAGCAAGAUUUGCUCAUCAAACAGGAGGCACUCAAGGGACAAGUCUGUCGGCUGAACAAGGAGUUGGAGAACAGUGAGAAGAGAGCAAGAGAGAUGAAGGCAACUUUAACCCAACAAGCAGCAGUUAUGGAGGCUGACUACCAGCAGACCAUUGCCAACUUACGCAAGCACACAGAGGAUUGCGUUCGCAAGCUCACUGAUGAGAAGGAACAGGUGAGAAUAAGCCUGGAGAAGCGUCUGCAAGCUACUGUGCUCCAGCUGGGCUCCGAGAAGGACGGAGAGAUCCAGCAGCUCAACGAGAGGAUACUGGGGAUGGAGAAACACAUCGAGAACAUCUGUCAACAACACGAGGAGGCCCUGGUCCGUGCGGAGAACGACAAGCAACAAGCUCUGCUCAUCGCUCACCAUGACCAGCAAGCCCUGCUGGACAAGUUAUGUGGUCUGAAGCGAGAGUUAGAGGAGGAACGGUCUGCGGCGGAGAGACUGCGGCGAGACUCCACCGCCAAGACAGAACAGGACCGUGCCACCAUAAAUACACUGCGAGAUGAACUAGCUCGUAUCAGGGCUAGGACUGAAGAGGCCAGGGUGAAGGCAGAAGAAGAGAAGAUCAGGCUGGAGAACAAGAUAGAGGAGACGAGGAAGGAGAGAGACUCAGCCCUGCAGGAAUGUGAGGAGCUGAAGGUUCAGCUGCAUCUCUCGGAGGACAGGUUCGACCACCUCCAAGCUCAGCUGCAGGAAACUCAGAGACGACUCAAAGAAUCGGAGAACGGAGGUGAGUCGCUGCGCAAGGAGCUGAUUGAUGUGAGACGUCAGCUGGGUGACGCAACGUUUGAGAAAGAGAAGUACAACAGUAGUAACAAAGAGCUGCGGGAGACCAUCAAACGCAGCGAAGGGGAGAAACGAGAACAAGCUCGUACUCUAGAGGAAGCCUUCCAGAAGAUAUCAUCACUAGAAGACACGAGGACUUCACUAGAAGUGGAGAGGGCACGGCUGCAGACGCUGAACAGGGAGAUGGAGAAGCAGAUGUGCCAGGGAAGCCAGCAGAGCCAAGGGCUGCAGGAGGAGAUAAAUAGAAUAACCCUGAAUCUGAAUCAGGCCCAAGGGGAGGCCCGGGAACUACAGGCCAGGCUUCACACGGAGGUUGAGGAGAGAGAGAGGGCCCAGCAAGAGAGUCAUCAGCUGCGCAAGCAGGUGAUGGAGCUGGAUGCAGGACUGGAGGCUGCAAGACAGGAGGUGCUGCGGUUGAGGACAAGAGGGGAUGAGGAGGAGGAACGCUGGAGAGGAAGGGAACAGGAGCUAGUGGUGCGGCUGGAGGAUGGGAGAGCAAGAGAGCGCAAGCUGGAGGACCAGAGACACAACCUGGAGGUCUGCUUGGCCGAUGCUACUCAGCAGAUUCAAGAGCUAAAGGCAAGACUAGGAGGAGCGGAAGGGAGGGUACGGGCUCUGGACGGACAGUUGAUGCAGCUAGAGUCAGCAAAGAAGGAUGUUGAACAGAAGCUGAGUAGUGUUGGAUCCACUCUUCGCAGGAUAGCAGGGAUACAGCUGGACGGCAGCGUCAGUCUGCCCUACAAGCUGACCAGUCCUUCCCGGCGAUGGAGCCCAGUCCGCUGCAAGUCUCAGGCCCAAGACCACCACAGCGACAGUGCUAGAGGAGACGCUAUCCUCGACGUCGAUCCUGAGGUGGUCAGGAAGGGAGUCCGCAAUCUCAUGCAUCAAGUGGCGCAGAUUGAAAGGGAGAGAGAUGACCUGAAGACUCAGAUCCUGGGACUGAAGAAGCAGCUGCAGGAGGCGCAGGAUGUACAUGGAAAGAGUGAGAGCAAGCUGACUACAGCUCUGACCUCCUUGAGACAGCUACAGGAGGAGAAGAGCAAUCUGGAGGCCAAGUUGGGUCAGAAGCAUGCAACUCUGCAGGCACAGAGUGAAGCUCUCCAGCAGAAAACGGAAGAGAGUCAGCUGCUGCGGGAGAGAGUGACCAGCCUGGAGUUGAGCCUCAGUGGAGGCUCAGAGGAGAAGGCUCAGUGCGAGGAGAAGCUGGAGAAGAUGAGGCAGGCGGUGUCGAGGGCGGAGGCGGAGAGGAGAGGACUGCAGGAGGAGCUCAGUCGUAGCGAGGCAAGAGCCACCAAGCUGGAGUUGCAGAGGAUGAGUCUCGAGGGAGACCUGCAGAGGCUGCAGAUGGUGCUGCAAGAGAAGGAAGCUACAGUCAAGAAACUGAGUGAGAAGAGUGAGGUCCAGUCUCGCAGUCUGACAGCACUUGAGGAACGAUGUGCCUCGCUCAAGUCAACCAUUGAGCAACUCAACUUGUCCCUGGAGAGAGCGUCCACUACAGAGACAGAGUUGCGAGUUGAGAUACAGAGUCUCCAACGCACUCUUCUGGAUACCAGUCAAACCUCCCAGACAAGCACAGAAAAACUUAAACAGCUGCAGAAGUCACUGACCAACAGUGAAAAUGAGCGUAGAGUGAUGGCAGAACGACUGGACGCCACGCAGCAGGCGCUACAGGAGCUGCGCCGCGCACACCAGCAGCUGACGGACCAGCACGCCCGUACUAGCCAGGAGCUGAGCAACUGUGAGGUGCAGAGAUCAGGGUUGGAGUCUCAACUUCGACUGGCCAAUUGGCCGUCGGAAGCUGGGCCUGAUGAUGAGCUUCAGAGAUUACAGAAGGAACGCAGUGAAUUGAGGAUCAAAGUGGAGGCCAUGCAUGAUAAGAUGCGCCAUCUGGAGAACGAAAAGCGCAGUCUGGAACGGAAGCUGCAUUCAUCGCGCAGCAAGAGCUACGAGAGGCCGGAGAAGUCAUCGCACGAGACUCUGUGCAGUGGCCGAGACAACAACCAGCUGGAGCUGGAGAACAGAGAGCUGAGACACAAAGUGAGGCGGCUGGAGACUCUGCUGGAGGAGAAGGAGGCAGAGCUCGCCAGGCUUAAGGCUCACCACUCGGAACACCAUUCUUCCAGUUGUGAAUGUCAUUCCUAA
Homalodisca vitripennis (glassy-winged sharpshooter) is the source of this 4518-nucleotide messenger RNA. Its product is annotated as rootletin-like. NCBI's taxonomy places the organism in Eukaryota, Metazoa, Arthropoda, Insecta, Hemiptera, Cicadellidae. The record is from RefSeq and is a predicted model, not a curated record.